GAGUGGGAAAAGGAACAAGCAGAGUUAGAGGCAGGACAAAAGAAGUUAUAUAGUUCGCUUAUAUACAUAUAUUUUAAUGUUUUAGAAAAGCGUGAUGGUGGGGGAGAAACAAUAGCGGUGGAUGGACUUGACAGUGUAGUUAUGGAGCCCCCUUUGAGCAAGAGGAAUCCGGCGAUAAGAUUAGCGGAUUUGGCAGCGACUCAACCUCUUCCUCAUCAGAAUAUGACAGGCUUCCCGGGGCUAGGGGUGCAUCACCCUCACUCCCACCAUGCCCACCACCACCCUGGGGAGAUGGGCAACGACCCCGGAGUGGCACUCACUCCAUUUGGACCCGAGCACAUGGCACAGACAAACGCUCUCAAACUUAGCCCCUCUCAGCACAUUCAGAGCCAUCACGAAGCCCAGACCGCUGCAACGGCAGCAUCCUUCACUUCUGCUCAGACCACAGUAGGUUUCCCCGUGGCUCCUCACCCCCACUCAGGCUACUCUAGCAGCAGGGACUACAUCCUCAGGAGAGAACUCUCAGCCUCGGCUAUGCAUGCACUUGGCGACCAGCAUAGUUCCGCCUCCUCCCCUCAUCACCAUGGCAUGUUCAUCGCACCAACAGGUGCUUAUGGGCACGCCGAGACUGGUGCCCAUCCACUUUUCUCUGGACUCCACGACCAAGCGGCCCCAGGUGCCCACCACCACCACCACCACCAUGCCCUCAACGGGCAGAUGCGUCUGGGUCUACCGGGGGACAUCUACGGCAGGCCAGAGCACUUUGGCCACAGGCCCGAGCACUAUGGACCCUCUUCUAUCCACAGCUACAACUCCAUGAACCUCAAUGUGAACAUUGCUUCUGCUCCUCACGGAGCCGCGGGGGCAUUUCUGAGAUACAUGAGGCAGCCCAUCAAGCAAGAGUUAAUCUGCAAAUGGAUUGAACAGGAUGAAACUUCAAAGAAGCCCUGCUCCAAAACGUACAGCACCAUGCACGAGCUGGUCAACCAUGUCACGGUGGAGCACGUCGGGGGACCGGAGCAAGCCAGUCAUGUCUGCUUCUGGGAGGAAUGUCCGCGGGAGGGGAAAGCUUUUAAGGCGAAAUACAAACUGAUAAACCACAUCCGAGUUCACACGGGAGAGAAACCAUUCCCUUGCCCUUUCCCCGGCUGCGGAAAAGUUUUCGCUCGCUCGGAAAAUCUAAAGAUUCACAAAAGGACACACACAGGGGAGAAGCCUUUUAAGUGCGAGUUUGAUGGCUGCGACAGGAAAUUCGCCAACAGCAGCGACCGGAAGAAGCACUCACACGUCCACACGAGUGACAAGCCUUACUACUGCAAAGUCAGAGGCUGUGACAAGUCCUACACGCACCCCAGCUCGCUGCGAAAGCACAUGAAAGUCCACUGCAAGUCGCCCCCGCCCCCUUCUGCCAACGCUUCAUACCAUUCCUCUACGAACCCUCUUGGCGCGCCCAUUUCGCCCGCUUCCGAACCGCACAGGAACCGGUCCGCAAACCUCUCGCCUCAGGUUACCAACCUCAAUGAGUGGUACGUGUGCCAGGGGAGCGGGGGACCCAACCAUCUCCACACCCCCUCCAGCGAUGUGCCAACUUCGGACUCGGACGAAGAGGACUCUUUCAGAAAUUCAGACCCGAGGACAAUGCUCUAAUGUUUACAAACAUAACAAAUUGCGUUUAUUCCCCAAAUUAUCUCCCAACUGGUUAGAAGUGUAGUAAGAACUACCUGCAUGGGGACUGUACUGACUGUAAGCAUAUAAAUGGGACUUUAUGGAGCAGGAAAUAGCGCCGCGGAUGUCAGAUGAUGAUGAAGAACAACAGCCAAUAAAACGUGCCCUCUCUGUUCGCUUUCUAAACAGCCGAAUGUAAUCAACAUCUCAACAAGUCUCAAUAUAGAAAAGCUUCAAUCACCAGUAUUAUUUGAGAAAAGGAAAUCAUAUUCAUUUUGAAAGCUUUAUUAUUUAAAUAGGCUAUAGAGAGGACCAAGAUAAGCGUAAAUAUACUGAGAACAGAAAUACAAUGUCACCAGUAAGGAUAAGUCUUUGAGAAAACACAUGCACACAUAUGCAGGCUACAUUUACAUGCCUGCAUCGUUUAACACGGAUGAAUUAUGCUUACAUUGACAUUGUCCAUAUGAUCGCAAUCCCUGGCAAUGUAACCUGUUUUAUUAAUCAAUGUCCAAUCCCAGACAGAAGGCAGAAAUAGACGUUGCUCAUGCAAAGUGCAUGAACCUUAGCAACAACCCAUGAACACUAUAAUAAUGCCUAAACAUCCAAGAAUGGGGGAGUGGCAUUCCAUUUUUCUUACGUAUAUCUCACAGUAGAUGCGAGAACUAAUGUAGUCUAAACAUCCAAUUGAAUAUCGAACACCUGCAGAUAGCGACAGACAUUCGCACCCACAUGAUAAAAUUGCUAAGACGCGAGUGUCUAAAAGGGUCCAAACUUAGUUUUAAGAUUUAAGACUAUGUUUGGGUGGACUUUUGUUAUAUUUAAGAACAAUUUAAGACUAUAUUUUAUGCAACAAAAAAAACACACCACUUUUACACAAGUACGAAUAAGUCCUUCGGGACCCUAAAUAUGUAAACUGACAGGUUUUGUCAAUGACGGUCGGAUUUGUAUAUAAUUGUACUGAUGCUCGUGAAUGUUGUUCUUCGUCUUAAUUACGAAUAAUAUGUUGUUUUGUACAUUGUAAUUUAUUUGCUGGUAUAAAUGUUGUACUGGAUUUACAGAGACACCAAAGAAUAAUAAUAUUAAUUUUGGUGAAUAUGUAAUAGACCUACUGAUGGUUUUGUUCUGUAAAAGAAAAAUAAGGAUUCUUUACUUGAAUAGGCAGUGUAUUGUGAAACGUUCCUCUUCUCGCAUGCCCUUUGUAGUGACUGUGUUUUUCUAUUUGGGGUGCAUGGUGCCAUUAUUUACGAUGGAUAAAAAGUGAUGAUGAAACAGCUAUGAUUGUGCAGACCCUUGAUGUUCGUGAUCCCGAGUGGCGCAGCGGUCUAAGGCACUGCAUUUACAGACCCUGGUUCGAUUACAGGCUGUAUCACAACCGGCCGUGAUUGGGAGUCCCAUAGGCCGGCGCACAAUUGGCCCAGCGCCGUCCGGGUUAGGGUUUGGCCAGGCUGUCAUUGUAAAUAAUAAUUUGUUCUUCACUGACUUGCCUAGUUAAAUAAAGGUUCAAUAAAAAAAUCAACUGACAGGAUGAAUUCCUUUUAAAGCUUAAUAAACACACCAGGCCGUGUUAGUAGUUAAUACGUGUGUUUUAGUUAACAAAACUGUAUUGUUUUUUCAUAGAAUGCAUGAGGCCUGUCAGUGUGGGAUGUCAUUCCUUAGAUAAGGAUAUGCCUACAUAAUUGACUUGUUUGCACGCAGUAAAUGCAACCGUUUUGCUGGUAAACUCAGUUGUAAAUCUAUUAUCACAUUAUCGUAGCCUACAAAUGAUCGAAGUAAUCGUAGACUACAAACACCUUGCCCAAAACAAGCAACUGGCUGGUUGGAUACCCGACUCUAAUGAUCACAGACGUAAAAAUCAACGGUUUUGUCAACAAGACACAUCAAAAUUCAACGGGGAGCCCCUCAAAGCUGACAAAGAUGAAAUGCGAGGGAAUAUGUGAAUUCAUAAUUAUUGACAGUUCAAUAAAGUUUUCACUGGUAACUCACAAACAACAGGCACAGUAAAGGGCUGAUAUAAAACAAUCAGGGCUAAUGGAGAAAAGUAUAGCCCCUUAAUGGCGUUGUCUGAAAUGCGGGACAGGACAAAGCAACCGAGCCAUGAAUCAUUAAUUGAAACAAUAAAAUAUCAAAUAUAUCAAUAUGUAGGACCUUGUAUAGACUAUAUAAAACAAGUCCCCCUUCUUAUUUCCUCCAUUAAAACGCGCAACCUCACUUUCAAACUCGGCCCUGUCCAGAAUUAAAAUUGGCCAACCCGAGUCUUGCACAACUUCAAAGGCCUGCUAUACUUCUGAGCGGAAGGCCCGCCGCUUUGACACUCUUCAUGGUGCGUUACGAUUUCUACAGCAAUUGGGGAGCGAGACGCUCACAUUUGAAUAUGUCUGGUAAAAACCCACUAACUGCCACUAAAUGGACUAUCAUCAAAGCGCACAGUGCACCUUCUCCCCGAAAAACGUAAUGUGUCGACAAAGAUAGGCCUUGCUGGUCUAUAUUGUUGACAGAAAAUGAAACAGGCCUACAGGGACAAAAUUGUUUUGCCAUUUUUAUGUGAUAAUGUAUGGUAGUAUAGGAUGGGCAAAUAAUAGGCACAGACGAUUUUAUACAUGCAGUCAUACAACAGACACAGGCGACAUUGAAUUGUCUUAAAAAGUGUGCCAUUUACGCAAGAAUGAAAUGAGUGAAAUAGUAGAAUGCAUUAUUCAUAUGUCUUUGCGCUCCAUAAGUCACAUUUGUAAGAGAGUGUUAAGAAAUAGUCUUUAUUUAUCCCAUAGUAUUUAGGGGGCCUCUUGAGUCUGGUUUCUGCGUCAUGUAGAACAAGCUGCAAAACCGGAAUGGCAGCAACAGAAACACACAAACAAGCACCUAAUCAACCGCACACAGUUCAACGCCAGACUGAGUGAAAAGCAGACUGCUCUGAGAUGUAGGCUAACCAAUAUAAAUCACUGAUGGCUAUGACAAUAGAACAACCCAGAAAACGGACAGAUUCCCAAAUAGUCAUCUCCAAGGCAAGGCACUCUAUUGAGAUGCAUGUUACAUUGACCUUGUUUGAAACGUUUGUUGGCAAUUUUCACCUCUCGUACAUUUUCUCCUGCUUUGUCUCCAAAUAGUUUUUAUUCCCUCUUUAUGUCAGCUAAUCAAGUUUUAUUGACUACAAGCAGUGUUCUGACGUUUCUCCUUUGGCAAUAAACCGUUAUUUGGACUGAAUCCAUUUCUAUUUAUUUAAAACAAGUGCUCCGUGAAUGUUGCAAAAUAAACACGAUGAAAAAUAACCAAAGCGAUAGUUCCCUCCGCCCGAUGGGACUUAAUGAAAAGGAGUGAAGCAGUCACCAUCAAUGAGAAACGCUUUGAAGUAGAACUUAUUAUCUGAGGAAUACUUUUCGGUUGUCCUAACGACAGCACUGAAUGGGAAAGGCUCUCUCCUUUGUCAGCGAUUUGUUCUCCUUUAGUGGGAUGCCGGUGGAAAUCACUUACAUGGGCCACCUUACCAUGCCGCCUGCAAAUCAGUAACCGACUGAGUCAGACAUGCAGACGCCACUUUGGCAAGGACAAAGCAAAAGUCGCAGGGAAAACGUGUCUCGAUCUCUCUCAUUUUUUCCUUUAUAUGGGAUGAAUGAUAAUUUUGGAGACAACAGUAGAACCAAAACAAAUGCGGUCUUGUCAGAUUUAACAAGAAUUACCCAUCUUUCUGAAGUUGAGCACAACGAGCAUAAAUCAAAUGGUUUGUGGUCUAGUCAUUAAAACUACUAAGAGUGAUAGGUUUUGUUUAUAAUAAUAUAAAUAAUAAGGGUUAGGCCUACCUGGAGAAAAUCUUACCCCUGAAAAAAAUGGAUGGCCCUCCCUUCAGCAAAAUAUAUUCUCACGAAACCCUUCCCGAAGGCUUGAAGAAAAUUAAAACCGGUGACCCUCCCCUAUACAACAAAACUUUAAUAAGGUGGAUAGCAGAGAACAUGACUACGGUUUACCCUCACUUCUAGGACAGACCAUGGCCUCGUUUCCAGUUGCGAUGCUUUACUAAGCUUUACUAUAAUGUACCAGAUGCAUCGUUAUUUACCAAAGUGUUU
Messenger RNA from Oncorhynchus keta (chum salmon), 5720 nucleotides. Its product is annotated as zinc finger protein ZIC 5. Gene Ontology annotation, molecular function: RNA polymerase II cis-regulatory region sequence-specific DNA binding; DNA-binding transcription factor activity, RNA polymerase II-specific. Bases 142 to 1647 code for a protein of 501 amino acids. Gene Ontology annotation, biological process: regulation of transcription by RNA polymerase II; central nervous system development. The transcript has 2 exons. NCBI's taxonomy places the organism in Eukaryota, Metazoa, Chordata, Actinopteri, Salmoniformes, Salmonidae. Gene Ontology annotation, cellular component: nucleus. The record is from RefSeq and is a predicted model, not a curated record.